Messenger RNA from Phascolarctos cinereus (koala), 6791 nucleotides. Lineage: Eukaryota; Metazoa; Chordata; Mammalia; Diprotodontia; Phascolarctidae. The record is from RefSeq and is a predicted model, not a curated record.
UGAGAAAUGCGGUUUGAGCUGACUCCUGUGCAUUCCUCCCAAACCUACACGUUUGUUGUCUCCUUCGUUAGAGGAUAAGCUGUGUGCAAAAAGAGACUGGUUCUUGUACUUCCUCUGUCAGGAUCUGGCCCAGCGCCUGGCACACAGUAGGCGCCCAGUGCACACUGGAUGAUUGAGCAAGAUUGACGUUUGAGGGACUGCAGAGCAGCGCAAAUGCAAGCAACGGCUUGCCAGCCAUAGGUCUAAUGAAGGUCUGGAUUCAAGGGAAAAGGCGAUCCAAAGCGCAUGCGCAUGAAAGCCCCCAGGGAGGCCACAAGGGUCGUGGUCACGUGCUGGAGGGGGUGGCGCAUGCGCCCUGGGGUGUAUCUCUCCCCGACCACCACGAGGCCGCUGCAGAAGAGGAGCCCCACACGGCAUGAGGGGGAGCCGCUGCCAGCUCCACAGACUGCCUGGCAGCCAGUCACCAUGGGGCACACUAGGCGGAAGAGCAAGGCCACACAGGAGGCCAGGUGGCAGCAGGGACGCACACAGCAGAUGGGCACGGAGCAGGCCGGCUGGCAGCCAGUGGAGCAGCUGGUGUGGCGCGUGGUGUCUGGGGUGGGAAGGAUCUUCGGAGAGGAGCAGAGGAGGAGGGAUGGCUUUGGGCGCUCCUUCCCCCCGACCAAGGCUUUUAUGCCCCUCUGCAGGAGUUUUCUUUACUGAUGUUUGGGUUGUUUUCCUUCUAAUAUCUCAUUAACCUACUACAGAGUGACCCAACAUACUGCUCAGGUGAUCACCACUUUCCCAUGGCCCUUUUCCCAUGUUCCUCUUAUGGGUGCCAGCUUUUGAGGAAGCGCCCAAGCCACCAUGUCCACCUCCAGCCUGGCUCAGCUCCUUUGCCUUAGCCCGUGCCUUCUCUACCCCCCCCCCAACAGGUCCCCUCCCGUCCUCCCCACUUCGGGUUCCUUUUCUGAGUGGAAGCAGGGUCUUUUUGUUUUCAUUUGUAGACACACCCCUGACUGUAUUAAGUGCUUAAUAAAUGCUUUUUUUAUCCCGGCCUUAUCUUUGCCCUUUUAAAGAUCUUCACCUCUAGAAAGCCGAAGUUUUAUCUUGGCUGAAUAUCAGUUCGGCCUUCUUCCUCUGAGGCACUUCGCUGAGCUAGGGGAUCAGUUGGUGGACUGUCUAAUCGAGAAACCCCCAACUGCUUAUCCAGCCGCAUCAGUCAACCAAACCUCAGUGGACACCCGCUGACUGCCCAGGGCUCUGGGCUGUAUGGUGGCCUUAUUUGUGGUUGAGCAGAAAGUAUUGGGGCCUUCUUGGAGCCCCGGGUCAUAUGCAGUGAACGGCCUCGAUUUCUCCUGGGCUCUGGUCAGGGGCUUCCCUGGUCAUCAUCCUUUCUCAGCUGCCCAUGUGGUCUCGCCUGAGUCCCUGCUUUGCCCUGGCCCUGGGUCUUUUCACUUGUAGAUUUGGAUGAGGUGACUCCAUCCCUGUGACCUGUUCCAGCCCUCAAGAGACUUUGCUGGGAGUAAACUAGCGAUGUGAUGGAAGGCUUCUGCCAGAGACACUGCAGGACCAGACCCCGUCAGAGACCUUUAGCCGACGCUAGUCUGGGAAGCUUGCCCUCUGCCCUGCCGGUAAAGAUAUAUGCAUUAACCAACAUUUGUAUUUGGAUGUGAUCAGUGGCCAUGAAAGAAUGAUAAACACAGAGGCUAAAGGGGACAGAGGGUCUUGAUCUGAAACAAGUUCAUGUACUGUUGACUCUGUGUAUUAAACCCUUGGAGAAUCUGCAUCAGCCAUAAGAACAGAGAAAAUAGAAGCAAAUAAAUAAAGUUAUUUGAAGCAAUAUUUCCAACAACACUCUGAAAUAAAUAGACUGUCAAGAAAAUUAGUGAGGACAUUGAGUGCUGUGCUUUCCUGAAGGAAUGGCACACGGAACCCAAAAAUGCUCUUGGAUUCCAGUAGUCAGAAAGCCACCUUGCCACAGUGAAACGAAUGGCACUGGUGAGGUGCCAAGUGACGUUCACCACAGCAGGGAGAGGAACGACUGUCUGACUAGGAGCUCUCCCUGCACCCUGACCAGAGGCCAUGCUGUCCCAGGAGACCCCUGGAAAAGGCCCGGGCCAGAAAAUCCUCCAGCCAGCACUCUGUCGCAACCCAAGAGGGCAUGCCUGGCAAGUGACAAGAGAACUGACACUCGGCCUGACUCCCUCCCUCACCCAGUAGCUGAGGGUACGGACUUCAGCAGGUCCCUCUGUGCUUCCUGGUGCCUCCAGCUUGGAGGCCAGAACCUGCCAUGAAAGCCAACACCCCCCACCACUCUCCACUUUGAAUGACAGGUUCUCCCCUGCUGGAACGUGCUUGGGGAGGCGUCUGACUAUACGACUCUUACUGGGCCGAGGACCCCUUUCCACAGCCUCCCUAGUCCUGGCUGCCCCCACGGUCACCUGCGGACUUCUCAGCAGAGUGGCUAGCAGGCCUACUGCAGAGGACCCCAAGCCACAUAUCCAGCAUGCCCUUCCUGCCUGGUCCCUUGGGGUCAUCUGAAGGGGAGGGUCCAGGAGAGCACUGUAGGUAGCCUGCUGCCCUUUGCCUGGGACAGGAGGCAUGUUCUCGACGCCAUCCUUGUCUCCCCUUCACUACCUGACUCCUCCAGGAUUCGUCUUCUCUUCACUGAGAAGCGCUGGGUGUUCUGUCAGUGGCCCCACUGCAACAACCCACACAGCAGAAACUCAGUGCUCACGGACAUCCCAACAUGCCUGCGGCUAAUAUGCAGACACUUGCUCCAGAGUCCAGGCAGGAUACCUGUCCUCCUGUCCCCUCCCCAACCAACACUGCUGCGCUUCCUCUACCAGGCUUCUCCUGGGACAUGUGCCUUGGAAGGCCCAUCCCAGAGAUGCCCCACCAGUCCGACAGUGGACCAAGCCAUGCCUCCCCUCCACAGUCUCUGAAAACACCUACAGGGCCUCCCUGCCACAGGCAAGAGCACUGAUCAUGCAUGCGUGAACACCUCUGACAUGGGUCCUGCUGCCUCAUGCCACAAAAACCUCAGUACGCGACAGCGUGACCACCUUGGAGGGCACUCUCUGGUAAGUGGCCCUAUCCCUUCAGUCAUUGUGCCUGCUGGCCCUUCCUUCCUCUCAAUGGAAGCCAAAUCCACUGACCUACUUUCAACAUCAACGCUGGCUGCAGGGACGCAACAGAACCUAAGGCAGGGCACCACCACUUCAAAGCACUAGCACAUGCUUACACACAUGCAUUCACCACCACACACACACAAGCACAAGCACACUGUUAGAGAUGUUUAUGGGUCACUGGCCAUCCCCUGGACAUCAUCACCUGAUGAUGGGCUCUGAGGGAAGCAGCCAGCCAUAAACAACAACAGGAAAGAAGGCUCAAUCUCCCCUUGGGACAUCCUCCUGCAGGAGGGAUAUAAAAGCCCACCAGGCUACACCACCUUCACACACAGCCCCACAGCUGCACUCACACACACACACACUCACACAGACCCACACCCACAAGCACAAUCCCAGUGAGGCUCAAGCUGUCCCUGCACCAGGCACUCAGCCCCUCACUGACACCCCUCUCACACACUUUGCUGCCCCAGGCACCAACACAGCUGCUCCACCAUGGCAGACACCUGCUUUUCUGGGCCCUGUGUUCCCAUGUCUUCAGCUGUCUCCGUCUGCUCCAGUGAUGUGAGCUGCGACAGCAACAUCUACCUGCCCAGUUCGUGCCCGGGCUCCUCCUGGCAGCUGGACGACUGCCCCGAGAGCUGUUGUGAACCCAGCUGCUGUGGCUCCUCCUGCUGCCAAGGCCCCUGCUGCACGCCAGUCUCCUCUCUGACCCUGCUAUGCCGCCCAGUCUGCUGUGUGCCCGCCACCUGCCAGACAGCCUGUGAACCCAGCCCCUGCCAGUCUGUCUGCACCUCCUCCUGCUCCCCAUCAGGCUGCCAGCAGUCCUGCUGCCAAGCCCCUAGCUGCUCUGCCUCCCCCUGCUCAGUGCAGUCCUGCUUCUGUGUCCCUCUGUGCUGCAAGCCCAGCUGCUACGUUGCCCUGCCUGUGUGCUGCAAGCCCAGCUGCUGUGUGACCACAGCCUGUUGUCCAGUGCCCUCCUGCUGUCCAGCCACCACCUGCUGCCGCCCUGCCUCCUCUGUGUCCUUCAUCUGCAAGCCCGUGUGCAGCCCAGCUGCCUGCUGUGUGCCUGUCUCCUGCAGACCCUCCUGCUGCACCACUACAUCCUCCUCCUCUUGCUGCUGCGCCCCCUCCUGCUGUCCAGCUACCACCUGCUGCCGCCCUGCCUCUUCUGUGUCCUUCAUCUGCAAGCCCGUGUGCAGCCCAGCCGCCUGCUGUGUGCCUGUCUCCUGCAGACCCUCCUGCUGCACCACUACAUCCUCCUCCUCUUGCUGCUACGCCCCCUCCUGCUGUCCAGCCUCCACCUGCUGCCACCCUGCCUCCUCUGUCUCCCUCAUCUGCCGGCCCACCUGCUGCAAACCCGCCUGCUGCACUGCCACCUGUGGCCAAAAAUCCUGCUGCUGACCACAGGACACUUGUUCCUCUCACCCCCUCCUCAACUUCUGUCAGCCUCCUGGCUCCAGCCUCAAACAUCAACCUGAACACCUGGCCAGCAACAUCCCCAGAGGCAUUGAGGCCACCAGGCCACAGACAACAAGCCACACGGAAUACCUCAUCCACCCUAGGCCCAUGCUGGGCCCCCUGCAAACCAUGGCUGACCCCAGCCAUGACUCCAGCUUUCCCGUGCACCUAGGUCAGUGUCUGCCAUCCUGGCACUGCCUGCAGCUCUCACACUCUCUCUAGGCUCAAAGUGUGCGGGGAUGGCCCCGUCCAUGGGCCUGACUGGCAAUAAACUGCAUCUGGUCACCUUCCUGGCCUCUCACUCGCCCUUUUUCCUUAUCCUCAGCCCACUGGGGAAAGGGGAAGCAUACGUCCAGCACAAGACAGCCUGCAGAGCCUGCAAGGCCAUAGGAGACAGUGCACAAACUGACCACCCUGCCAUGUGCACGCCUCACCGUGGUCAUGCAGAGCCAUGCCCUGACACACCCCUCCCCAACCCACACUCUACCACAGGCAUUCUCAUCCACUGGCCCACCAGGCCACGAUCCUCUUGUCUUGAAACCCUUCUCCUGCAUCCACCAACCCAGCACUGGCCAAGAGGCCAGCUGCCACACAGGAGUGACUUUGGCAUGCACUCAGUAAGGAUGCCACGUGCUCCUAUACACACGUCUCUGUGAAACCACUUUCCUGUGCCUCAGAACAAGGCUUACUAGGGUCAAGCUACCAAGAAACAGGCCUUUGUUACUGAGGGGACCCUUGGCCGGACACCUAAGCAUCACAAGCAGGCUUUGCAUGGGCUCAGGAACCCUCUGCCCUUUGUCUGUGGCCACUGGACUCUACCAUCUUUGGUCAGCGGUCAGUCAGGGAUGGGGCCCUGAGUACAUGGUACACGUUGACCCAUGUACAAGCACACACAUCCUGCACAUGGAAAGGGCCUUGGCAAGGAGCAAACCUUCAAACCACACGGCAAGAAUAUAAACUACAACCCCAUGCAGCUUGUCUGCAGGACAGGUCUAGGGGUCGCCAACCCCUGGCUUCCCAGCAGCCCCAGGAGAUGGCCGAGCACAGAGGGCCUUGCGGCCCUUGGACUGAGGAGCCUGGAGCUCUCUGCUCGCAGGGGCCUGGCGCAAAGCCAGGCAGCUCAGCAGGAAACACCGAGUGUGCAUGCAGGGUCCCUGAUGCUUAUUCCAGCACUGCCUUUGAACCAGCCCGCACCUUCCUGAAGGAGCUAACACAUAGCACCAAUGUCCAGAUCGCAGCAGUGCAGCCUCUGGGCAUCACCCACCUGAGAUCCAAGGGAGGGGAGGCAGACACCCCGUGCCAACGAGUACUGUUGAAGCCAUGACCAUCACAAACUUCAGCCUGGCCACUGACUUCCUGAGUCCCAACCCCUUAGGUCUUCUUGGAUUCUGCUGUUAGGAAGCCACGGGGGCCACGACAGUGGUGAGGUGCCAAGUGACGUUCACCACAGCAGGGAGAGGAAUGACUGUCUGACUAGGAGCUCUCCCUGCACCCUGACCAGAGGGCAUGCUGUCCCAGGAGACCCCUGGAAAAGGCCCGGGCCAGAAAAUCCUCCAGCCAGCACUCUGUUGCAACCCAAGAGGGCAUACCUGGCAAGUGACAAGAGAACUGACACUCGGCCUGACUCCCUCCCCCACCCAGUAGCUGAGGGUACGGACUUCAGCAGGUCCCUCUGUGCUUCCUGGUGCCUCCAGCUUGGAGGCCAGAACCUGCCAUGAAAGCCAACACCCCCCACCACUCUCCACUUUGAAUGACAGAUUCUCCCCUGCUGGAACAUGCUUGAGGAGGUGUCUGACUAUACGACUCUUACUGGGCCGAGGACCCCUUUCCACAGCCUCCCUAGUCCUGGCUGUCCCCGGGGACCUGAGGAUCUCUUGGCAGAGUGGCUGUGUGUGAGACUGCUGGCAGGUAUGCUGCAGAGGACCCAUGGUAAUGGCAACAACAGAGAAGACAAGGUGCUGUAUUGGGGGGAUGUUCCAGAAGAGAGAUCGGCAGGCCUUGGCCCAUAUUGGAUUUGUGGAGUGAGAGAGAGCGAGGAGUCCAGCAUGACUCUGAGUUGGUGAGGAUGGGGGACUAGGAGGGUGGUGCCAUCCUCUAUAAUAAUAGGGAAGAUAGGAAUGAGGGAAGUUUUAUGGGGAAACAUAAUGAAUUCAGUUGUGAACAUGUUGAAUUUAAAAUGUCAUCUGGACAUCCUGUUCAAGAUUACCGAAUUUAACAAUG